AGGAGCGCAGAAUCAUUGUACAAGAGGGCGGGGGAGUAGAGCGACAAUAGCCUACCAGAGAAGGGGAAAUCAAACAAGUGAGAAAACUGUUGCAUUUCUGGUAAAGAUAGGCCUACCUUACCGUUGAUUUUAAUACGAAAAUAUACAACACUUCUCAUUGCAGUAUCUAUUAUAACAGAAAGGAAGUGAAAAGUAAAAAUAUAUAUAUAUAUCACUAAUUGUGCAUUCCUCGGUUCUUAACGACCAGCGAGUGACCUGUACACAUUAACACUCGGACAGUUCAUAGUAGUUAGUAUCCGUUGAAGUGAAUGGUUUGUGAUUUACGACAUCAGUUCUGUAAAUAGCGAGCGAGAAAACGAAUUUGCAGAUAGGCUAUUUAGUUUUCGAGGUCGUUGCACUGUGAGCUUGGCAACUCUCCGAAGCUACGGUGAAGAUGAGCUGUUUUCACAGUUUUCGCGACCACGUUGGAAGUCGGCUGAGGAUCCACUGUAGCCUACUCCGGAUCACCGACACUUACUGAGCUUCGAGGAAAAGAAUGCUCCUGGCACAGUGGAACCUGAGAUAUUCUCUGCUACAACUCCAAUUACCACAAAUAAAAAAAGAGAGGAACAAGUUUUUAUAAACAAUGGAACAUUUUCUCAACACUUCAUUUCGAUAAAUACUGACAAUUGAAAAACCUCCCUCAAACCUCCAUAUCUGAGAGGGUAAUUUGUUAGCGUACCCAAGAGGAAAACACACCCAGGAUUAAGCAAAUGAAAAAUACAUAGAGAAAGUCAAGAGAAGCGCAAGGAAGAAAGAAGGGAAAAAUACCAGAGAUUCCCGGUAUUCACAGAGUUCAUUCUGGCCGGCACCACCAUUCCGGCCAAGGGGGAGGAGGACUUCCUCACGCUGGCCGCCUCCCGGCUCAGUCGCAGGAAACGUGUCAUUGGGGCAGGAGUGGGCGUGGCCAUGGUGCUGGUGUUGCUGGUUGCUAUCCCGUUAUUGGUUCACACCACCAAAGGGGGGGCGUCUGGAGGCGGUAGCACCCAUUAUGAGAUGCUCGGAAGCUGCAAGAUGGUGUGCGACUCUUUCACACCCCCACAGGGCAGCCAUGAAAUGACCGCUGUCUCCCCCCAACCCCCAGACUUUACAGGGAGAAGGGGUAAGUCUGGGUUUCGUGGGAGCCCUGGACUCCCUGGGCCCCCAGGCCCCAGAGGUCCCCCAGGAGAACCAGGCAAACCAGGCCCCCCGGGCCCCUCCGGCCCUGGCCCAGGGGGCUAUGUACCCUCCUUCUACAGCCCCAAGAUAGCCUUCUACGCAGGCCUCCGCAAACAGCAUGAAGGAAGUGAGGUGUUGAGGUUUGAUGACGUGGUGACCAAUGUGGGGAAUUACUAUGAGCCCAGCACUGGGAAAUUCACCUGCCCCCUACCUGGCAUCUACUUCUUCACCUACCAUGUCCUGAUGAGGGGCGGCGAUGGGACCAGCAUGUGGGCAGACCUUAAAAAGAAUGGACAGGUGAGGGCCAGUGCCAUAGCCCAGGACGCUGAUCUGAACUAUGACUAUGCCUCCAACAGUGUAAUCCUACACCUGGAUGUGGGCGACGAGGUGUGUGUGCAGCUCGAUGGGGGCAAAGUGCACGGAGGAAACACCAACAAAUACAGCACCUUCUCUGGCUUCCUCAUCUAUACUGAUUGAUGGCAUACAAACAGAAAUACACGCACAUACAAACACGCGUACAUACAAACAAAACCAACAAACAAUCUCCCAGGCGAACAAAUGCAGCACCUUUUUCAGGAUCCUCAUCAAACCUGAUUCUUUCAACCUCGAACCUCUCUCUUUUUAUCAUUUCCGUCUCUGUCUCUCUAUCCUGUUUCAUUAUGAAAAUCCACAGUAUUGAGAGAAACAGCUACAGUGGAAAUGUAAAUGUUUAAUGGCUCUGUGUUGUUAUUGUCAUUGAGUAAAUGCCAAACCAUGACAUUCCAGCCCAAGAGCUGUUACAUGGCAUCUGAAGUGUAUAGAAAUGUUAGUAUGACACAAACACCCACACAUCUAUUGGUGUUGUUGCAUCCAAGAUUAUUAUAGUAACGAAAAUCCAAACAAAAUUUUUACUAAACUAAAUCAUAAACCAAAAUGAAUUAUUUCUCUGCAAAUCCAACAAAAAAAAUUGAAAUCCAACAUAAAUGUAAAAUAAUAAUAAUAAUUGGGCAAAAAUCUAAUGUGGGUUUCAAGCUAUUUUUGUAAUGGUAUUUCUGAUCUUCUUAUUGUGGUGGGUUAAAUGCUGUCAAUAGACAACGUUUCAAAUAGGCUCAACUUGUUCAUUACAAUCACUAGAUAUAUAUAUAUCAUUAUAUUCCUAAUUUUGGGUGUGAGCAUUGGUGCUGUCCAAGACGUUUGGUUUUGAUAUGUUGUACUCUUAACCCACACGCUGCUCUGUUCUGUGCGAACUGCAACAUACAAAUGUCCUUAUUUGCAGCAAUCAACCAUAAAAAUGUCCAGUAGUUCAGGUGUGAUAAAACUAGGGUGUAAGAAGUUCGUCGAUUGUGAUGUCCUGGUCUAUUGUGAGAUCUUAGGGCAAUAUGUGAUAGAGAAUAAUUAAUGACAAUUUGACAAAUGUAAUGACAAUUAAGCACAGCAAUUCAUUAUCCCUAUAUUACAUCUAUUACUCCUUUCUAAAUAUGAUGUCCUUUCAAAUAGAAAUCAAAUGUCUUUACUGACAAAUUCCUCUGUUUUGGGGUUUUAUUUACUCUGAUAUUAUCAUGUUUUUGUAAAUAAUUGUCCUGCCAUCCUUUCCUAUAAAUGAGUUUACCCAUACAUUCAAAAAACAUGAACUGCAAUUGCUCUCCUUUAUAUGGGCUAUGAGUAGUCCAGACCUAAUCCCUGAGCUCUGGAAGAGGUGGCCCAAAAGAGGCAAGCUCGUUGGCAUCCUAACAAGACUACGCCAAUGACCGAAUAAACCGCUGAUGCAGCCCAUACUAUUGCUGAACACAAUUGUGACUUCUAAUGUUAAGGAAGUCAUAAUUUUUUCUUGCUUGAGACUGAAUACCUCAUAAUAAUCUGCAGAACAUAUUAUUUACCAAGAGACAUCUGUUGUUUUCUAACCAAUGCUGGCAUGAAAACCAUAAACACACUAUAAAAGGGGGUUUCUCAUGCCCAGUGAUUUAUACCCCACGCACAAAAGUGGAUUCAGCCAAAAUUUACCACAACUCUAUUCUCUUGCUAUCUGCCUAAAACUAAAACUGCCUAAAACUUUUCCACUGUCCCAACUGGACAACAUGAAUACCGUUGUGAGAAAGCUUUUCAUUGACUACAGUCAUACCAUAGCUCAUCACUAAGCUCAGGACCCUGAGAAUGAACACAUUCCUCUACAACUGAGUCUUGGACCUCCAGAUAGGUUCCUCCUCAACUCCUCCUCAAAUGCGUAUAUUGUGGACUACAAGAAAAGGCGAGUCGACAAUGCCACUUCAACAGAGUUAAAGUGCUCUGCAUUUUUGGGAUCGCUAGUAAGCAUUUCACUGUGAGUCUGCACCCGGUGUUACAGAAACACGUGAUCAUUUGAUUUGGAAUGUGAUCUUAGUAUACAGUGUAACCUAGUGGGGUUUAGGUUGUUUCAAAUGUUCAGAUGUAAGUUGUGCCUGUUGUUGUACACACAGCCUUCUCAUCAACCAGAAUGAUCCCUGGAUCUGGCCUCUUCCUACCUGCCUAUCUUUGAAGGCAUGUAUUACUUAUCUUUGAAGGGUGGUUACUUAUUUUCAAUAUAAUGUAUCAAAUUUAUUUUCAAUAUAAUGUCACUGACUAAUCUUGCUAGUCAGACAGGGUCACUCAGCUUUGCUUAUUAUCUUGACUCCAGACAGACCAAUUUGCAGACCAAAGGAGCUUUGGAUUGCAUUUAAGAUAGGUAAGAUAGCUUCCUUCUACCAUAUUUUCACAUUAAGGUACUGUAAUUUAAACCUAACCAAAAACACCAAAAAACUAAAAAGAUGAUAAUGCAUGCAACAUACAGUACAUGGCUGCUACUUUUCGUCCCUAAAACAAAGACUGAAAAUGUAUAAUAUAAAACCAAAAUGAUCAACAAAAUAAAAACCAGUAAAUCAAGUCUGAAAACAAAAUGAAACUACAUUUAAUUUCAAAUAAAAAUGUAAACUAAUAUGAAAUCCAUAUUAAACUAUAAUAAUCUUGGUUGCAUUACUCUGAUGAUGUUAAAAAUAUAAUCUGGAUUUUUAUAGUUACUUUAAUCCUAGCUACAUGAUUCUUGUGCAUCUCUUUCAGACACACAAACAAACAGACACAAAUGCAAACAUACACAUAAACACAUGCCCAGACAAUGAGAAGUCAUUUUUACCAUUUUGGUAAUGUUUUCACAACUUACGUUUAACUCUUAGAACAAAAUUCCCAACUGGUCUAACUUAACACCUCUUGUGCAUUCUUUUUUUUUGUAGACACCUUUCACUGCCCAAACAUUGGUUCUAAAUGUUUACUUUUAAUGAGUGGAUUGAUUUAAUCAUUAAAAGACAAAAUAUUUCUGUAUUCUCAAGCUUUUUUAACGAUCAGUUAAACCAAUAGCAAAAUUAAUAACGUUACUGUAUGUUUAAAAAUUUAUAAAUUACAAUGCAUUGCAAUGUUUAAUAUUAGGUAUUAUACUUGUACUAUCUGGUUAAACUCUAACCAGUCAGAUAAAUUAAAGGACAGGGAUGUUCAAAAGAUGGUAAUCAUACAUCACACGCCUUUAUUGUAAUCAUCUAUUGUAUUUUACAGUAUUGUACUUAGUUUCUGUAUGAUUGUGUUCCUGUGUGUCUCCGCUUGUUGGAGCAUGGCACUGGCAACACCAGAGUUUUGGGUUCAAGCCACACUGGGGUCACAUACAAAUAUUUGUGGACUUGUAACAUAUCAAUACCAUAUAGUUUGAUAUUUCUUUAUUUGACCAAUGACAGUUUAGUGACACAAUAAAAAUACCCCAGCAACAAAUGUAAAAUGACAUCAUACUAGUCAUGAUCAUGGCAUAAAUCUACAGAUACAUGUUAGACACUGUAUCUAUGUCAAAAAUAUGAUCUGGAUUUUUUUAUUUACUUUCACUUGUAAUUGAGCGAAAUAUCCUAACUACAUGACUUUUGUGCAUCGCGUUGCGCUUUCGGACACACAGACAGACACAGAUGCAAACAUACACACUAGAUAUAUCAUACUGUACUGAAUAUGUUGCUACAGUACAUUACAGACAUGCAUUGUCAUUAUGUAUUUCUCAAAAUCUGUUGUAGACAAACCAGUUUAAAGUCCAUAGGUUUAGCAUACCGUUAAGAAGAGAUGGCUGGCAGAUUAAAUAAAAAUAAACACAUUUUAACAAAAGAGAAUCAUAUCAAAAGUAUGUGAGAUUGUGAGAUUUACAUUGUCAAAGGCAGUUACUUUACAGGAACAUGUAUUUACAUGUGGAAUGUAAAUUUAGCUGCAAAAUGUAUUAUGUACAGUAAAAAAGUAACUGUAGGAUUUUGUAUGUUGUACUUAUUGAAUUGGAAUUGUUCUAAGAGUUUUGCAACAGCUUCCUUUAAGAUUCUCUGUUUUGAGUUUUGUUCUAGGAGUUUGAAGAAUAGCACCAAAGCUAUAUAAAAAAUGUAAUUGAAUGUCCCCUAUCUAGCGUUGUAUUGACACAAGCUGACCGGUGUGGAAUUGAAUAAAAUGGUCUCGGUAUGCAGACUGUAAAUCGAAGGCUGUGAGCUUGGCUGCGGCCUCCCGCUUUCUUUCUUCCCUCCAAGAUGGAUUUCCAAUAUGGCUGAAGACACCAAAAGAAAAAAAAAAUCCUGAAUAUAUUGAUCUGAGCUUAUAAUACACCCAAGAUCACGAACAUCCGCCCGCAUCGUGUGCGUGUGUCCUUGCAUGCGUGCUUAUCUGUGCGUUCAUGUCUGUGUGUGUGACAUUAAGUAUCAUAUUGUAGUUAGUUAAACCUACAUGUCCCCUGCUAAGGGGAGUGGGAGGAGUGAUGGUAGACCGCUAAAUAACACAAAGACCGCGCGACAAAUGACAGAGCAUCAUCAUGUUGCACUAAUGAGCCACGACAUCCUGUUUUUAAACCCUUAACUGUUGGCGGGACUCCAUUAGCAUUCCUACAUUCACUUUACAUUCAAUUGAUAACAGAGCAAUUUAAACUGGGUGUCAAAAAGGCAUACACAGAGACGGAGCUUCAGAUCCUGCUGGUUAUUAGUGGAACCAUGAGUCUUAUAUUCUUCAAAGGUAUGUCAGCUUGUUUGUUCAUAGUAUGUAUGGACAGUGAGGACAAAUCUUCUGCAGAACUACUUUCACAUUUUCAUUUAUGCUGCUACUGUAGAACCUAGAAACGGUUCCUUAAUGUGCGCCUUUCUGUCUUGUUUGCGUACCAUUUAUUACUAAUUGUAAAUGCAAUUCAAAUAUGCAGUUUCAGGUUGAUGUUACCUGUCAAAGAUGUUUUAUGCAAACACUUGACACACUGGCAGUGAGAAUCUAUAACAUGUCUCUUUGUGUAAUUGAUCAGAAUGGAUUGAUGUAGCUAAUUAUGUCAUCGUUAUUAUCUUUUCAUUACAGCACAAUUAUCUUUACAUCAAUGCUUAGUUUACACUGGCACUGAAAAAAGGUCUCUCUAAUACACUGGUAGUUAUAGUAUAACUUAAUCACCUAAUUGAAGUAGCUGUGACAGUCACUGGACUUCAGAGGAUAUUUGUAUUGGAACAAGUUGUUGCAUGUGUAAAACGGCUGAACAUAUGUAACUGUUCAUUAUAGUUGCAACAGGAAAUGGCCCAUGUGACCAGUCUAAACUCCCAUUACAUGAUUGCACUUUGGGCUUAACCUUCGAGACAAGACAGUGGUUUUAAUCAAACUGCAUCAGUUAGGGGGGAAAAACUGUAUUCUUGUAGAUCUGUGUUACCUCCUGACAGUAUUACAACAAACACACACCUGAAGGAGGAUUUAGAGGUCUUUUUUUAUUUUGGAUUAUCAUGCCAAAAGUUAUAUUCAUCAGAUGUGUAGACUGUGAAUGAUAAGAUAAUUAUUAUUAUACUGGUAAUCACCAAAACAUGCACAACACCUGUCAGUAUUCUCACCUCGGUUUAUGAGGUACAGUACAGUAUAUUGUCAUGUGAUUGCGAAUGAAAAGAAAAACAUAAAUGUUGGACAAUGGGUUUUAUACACAUGCAUUCUCCAUAAUGUAAAGGGCCCUGGGAUCUGCUGUGACUUAGAGUGACUAAAGAGAAACCAUUCAUAAGAAAUAUUUUGUAGAUAUGUGAUCUGCAUAACAAUAUGAGGCAAACUAACACCAACUGUAUAUACGUGUGUGCCUCCUUGUCCGUAACACAAAGGUGAAUAGAUCAGUCAUCGGUGCCCUAUGCAGCAAGCCUUCAACAUAUUACUGCCUCUUUGUUUAUUCAUAUCUACUGAAUUGUAUCCAUGUUCUGUCUUAGAAAGAGAAAAAAAAAACUACGCAUCCAUUUGCAGAAAUGUAAAAGAUAGAUGAUCUCAUCCUAAAAAAUAUUACCUUUAGAAAAAACAUCCACCUAAUGCCUUUAAAUUAAAAAAGGAGGUUAGGCAGUUAGGUUCCUGUGAGAACCCUCAUGAACUAAAGCAGUUCCUCGAUGGACCUCGCUUUGUUUUGAGUUCUGGAAACAAGGUUUGGGGGUAUUUUUCAAUGCCAAAAGGAUCUUAGAAGGAGCCUUGUUGAACCCCUCGUUUUCAGAGUGUUAACCUAAAUCCCAUUUAAACCCACAUGUUGUACAUGUAUGUUCGUGUGUGAGUAUACAUGACCUCCCUCUGUGCCAUGCUGCGUUCUACUGUUCCUUGGCACCACAUUAUGUUAAAUAUCUUACUGUUUAAAAGAAACUUGAUCUUUAUUUGUGAACAGUAUGAAUUGAUUGUUGUCACUGUAUCUUGAAAGCUGAGCUGUGUGUGUAUAACUUAUGUAUUAUAUAAACAUGCAUUUACUCUGCCCUAUAAUACCAUAAUAUAAGACCUAUAAUAAAACAAUGUAAAGAGA
Messenger RNA from Esox lucius (northern pike), 7963 nucleotides. It is a transcript of the gene c1ql4b, whose product is annotated as complement C1q-like protein 4. Gene Ontology annotation, molecular function: protein binding. The transcript is spliced from 4 exons. The record is from RefSeq and is a predicted model, not a curated record. Bases 949 to 1674 code for a protein of 241 amino acids. Lineage: Eukaryota; Metazoa; Chordata; Actinopteri; Esociformes; Esocidae.